AUGCUCUUCAGCCGUCAGCGAACGUUGAUCAAAUGCGUCAAAAGUAAAUUACAUUCGAAACUCCCUGCGUUAUGGUCUCCAGGAACAAUCCACGAAAAAAAUCACGCGGUGGGACUUUAUCAAGAAAUGGAAUGCAACUACGUGCAACCAACUACAAGGAUUUUCUGCGAUUACUACAUCUCUAUCGGCAUCUUAAAGCUACAAAUGACAUCGUUGCCAAUUAGAAGAAAAUUUCUGCGAUGCGAUGCGGCUGCUGUGCAACUGGAGGAAUAUAGGAAAAUGGGC
Mesorhabditis spiculigera is the source of this 285-nucleotide messenger RNA. The record is from the annotation of a GenBank genome assembly. NCBI's taxonomy places the organism in Eukaryota, Metazoa, Nematoda, Chromadorea, Rhabditida, Rhabditidae.